Messenger RNA from Schizophyllum commune H4-8, 690 nucleotides. RefSeq lists its product as uncharacterized. The record is from RefSeq and is a predicted model, not a curated record. The transcript is spliced from 2 exons. NCBI's taxonomy places the organism in Eukaryota, Fungi, Basidiomycota, Agaricomycetes, Agaricales, Schizophyllaceae. The coding region runs from base 268 to 501 and encodes 77 amino acids.
AGAGACCUUGUGCUGAUGCUCGUCCCAGGCAUUUUCAUCGCAUCUUGUCGCAGGUAUUCUCGUCCCGAUACCAUGCUCAUCGAAGACUAGCCUGGGAGAGCCUCAGCGACGCCGUGACGAUGCUGUUGGCUCUUUGCGGCGCCGGGCUCUAGUGGUCGGACGUAGUCUCUAGCUAGGCAAAGAUACCUCGCAACGGAUUUCCCAGGUGUGACCCAAGUCCAACUUCAACUGUGACGCCCAUCGGAACGCAGCAUUCCAAAUUCCGACAUGCGUCGUGAAGGCGCUCGCUGGAUGUUGAUGAACCCAGACGUCGGCAUCGGACGUUCGCUCGUGCAGGAUCGAUCAGACGCCCGCCACCAUCGCGACAAGAUGUUCUGCGUCUUUCUAAUUUUCUCGACCAUAAUCGUCGACCUCGCAUGGCCACAAAGCAUCGUCCCGACGGUUGGAUUUUCGCUUCCGACUGCCAUGGGAGACUUAGCUUGCGCAGCCAAGGGCGAGUGAAUGACUUCCAUAGCCCCGAGCGCCGUAUGUCCGUCGCAUGCGGGGUAACAAGGGUCGAGGUGAGUUUGCCACGCCUUGUUGAACGUUCUUUUACAAAAAUACCGUGUUGCCGUCGUACCCUCCAGAGUUGAGCAGGUCUAUUUGUUGUCCUUCAGAUUAACUUCGGGCGAGAGAUGGGUGCCAAGGCCC